Nematolebias whitei (Rio pearlfish) is the source of this 977-nucleotide messenger RNA. Its product is annotated as GTP-binding protein 2. Gene Ontology annotation, biological process: translational elongation. Gene Ontology annotation, molecular function: translation elongation factor activity. Bases 237 to 977 code for a protein of 246 amino acids. NCBI's taxonomy places the organism in Eukaryota, Metazoa, Chordata, Actinopteri, Cyprinodontiformes, Rivulidae. The transcript is spliced from 6 exons. The record is from RefSeq and is a predicted model, not a curated record.
CGAGCCGGUGAUGCCGCUGGUGCUGAGGAGAGAGCAUCUCCUGCCGCAGAGAGGCCGGGCGCUGCUCGGAGGGACGGUGAUGGUGAGGUGGUGACUCGGUUCACACCGGGAGCUCUCCGGCCUGUGGCGGUCAGGACUCGGUUCACACCGGGAGCUCUCCGGUCUGUGGCGGUCAGGACUCGGUUCACACCGGGAGCUCUCCGGUCUGUGGCGGUCAGGACACCCGGAGCUCAGCCAUGGUGGAUUUGGCCCAGCGUGCCACGGUGUCGCCCGGACUCUGCAGACACGGACAGCCAGGCUCCGGCUCAACUAAUAACGGGAGGAAACCGUCCAAAAAGUCGCGAACGAAACGAAGCAGACGAGGCAGAAGAAGAAGGAACAAAAGAAGCAGAAACGAUCAAACACCGCCACCGUUUUUACCACCGGAGGCCGAAGAAGGAAACAUUGAAUAUAAGUUGAAGCUGGUCAACCCCACUCAGUAUCGCUUUGAGCAUCUGGCCACGCAGCUUAAGUGGCGCCUUCAGGAGGGCCGUGGCGAGGCUGUCUACCAGAUUGGAGUGGAAGACAACGGCCUGCUGGUUGGUCUGACGGAGUCCGACAUGAAGGCUUCUCUCAAGACCUUGAAGAGGAUGGCAGAGAAGGUUGGAGCUGAUAUCACACUGCUCAGAGAAAGGGAAGUGGACUAUGAUCUAGACAGGAACAACCGAAAAAUUGCAGAGGUCCUUGUUCGAAAAGUUCCUGAUGAUCAGCAGUUUCUGGAUCUGCGAGUGGCAGUGCUGGGUAACGUGGACUCGGGGAAGUCGACCCUGCUUGGUGUUCUGACACAGGGGGAGCUGGACAACGGCCGAGGCCGAGCACGACUCAACCUUUUCAGACACCUGCAUGAAAUUCAGACUGGGCGCACCUCCAGCAUCAGCUUUGAGAUCCUGGGCUUCAAUAGCAAAGGAGAGGUACCUCUGACACCAAGUGUCAGGUGA